Molecule: messenger RNA, 1232 nt
Organism: Maylandia zebra (zebra mbuna)
Lineage: Eukaryota; Metazoa; Chordata; Actinopteri; Cichliformes; Cichlidae
Product: calcium uniporter protein, mitochondrial
Biological process (GO): calcium import into the mitochondrion; mitochondrial calcium ion homeostasis
Cellular component (GO): uniplex complex
Molecular function (GO): calcium channel inhibitor activity
Source: RefSeq, a predicted model, not a curated record
GCUCUCUUCCUCCUCCUCCGGGUCCCGUAGCGAUCCUCCUGUCUGUUGCUAUACGCACAGACAGCAGCCCGUUUUAAAGUGAAACACGGAGCUCUGAGGCACUCGUCCUGGACCUCUCUCCUCCCGGCAUGCCCCAGCGAGGCGGCUAAAAACGGUUACCGGCUGACGAUGGCUUCGGUGCGGGCGGUGUGCAAAGUUGCGACGGGACUCGUGGGAAGUGUUCAGACCCUACGCUGCGGUCUCAGACCCGCUCGCCCGGUUACAUUUCUACACCAGGUUCAGCACAGAAGGCCUCCACUUGGAAGUUAUCCAGCUCUUUUCUACGCUACAAAUGCUCCCUCUAGUGCAGCUGCAUCUUUGAAGUACAAACAUGGGCGUUUGGUUCUGGAAGUCCCCUUGCCAUCCAGGAAUGAGAAGUGUCUGUUUUUUUUAAGGCCCAUGUUGAUGAGCGUGGGCGACUUGAUCAGCGAUCUGCAGAAAGAGGACCCAGGAGCUACCGCCUCAGUUCUCUCUAAAGAUGGGGAGCGCAUUGCCAACAGCACGCUGAUCGAUGCCCUGCUGGACAAGGACUUUCAGCUUGUCAUCAACAAUGCAGUUUAUAAUAUCUGCGCUCCUGAAAGGGUGUGUGCAUCUGCUGAGCACGCUAUGGAGCUGGAGGACAUGAAACAUGUCGUGCACCUGCUGCACACGGCGCUCCACCAGCCCGAACACCAGCUGCUGAAGGAGAGGGAGCUCCUGGAGAAACUGGACAACCUCAAACAGGAGCUUUCUCCUCUGGAGAAGAUGAAGGCAGACCUGUCCGGUAAAGCAGACUUCCAGACAUCCAGGGCUCUGUAUGUUGGCCUGGCGCUGCUGUCCGUGCAGGGCGGCGCCCUGGCCUGGCUCACCUGGUGGGUCUAUUCGUGGGACGUCAUGGAGCCCGUCACGUAUUUCAUCACCUACUCGACCAGCAUGGCAGCUUUCGCCUACUAUAUCCUCACCAAACAGGAUUAUGUAUACCCAGACGCCCAGGACAGGCAGUUCCUGCGUUAUUUUUAUAAGGGGGCCAGGAAAAAGAGAUUCAACGUGGAAAAAUACAAUGAACUCAAAGACAAGCUGGCCCAGGUGGAGGAAGACCUGAGGCGUCUGAGAUAUCCAACCCAACUCCAGCUACCAAUUGAACAAAUCCAGCCAAAGCCAUAAAUGAAGCCAAGCCAUGAAUGAUGGUCCCUCAAACUUUAACAGAGGAAAAA